GUGUAACCACAGUGUGACAGUAGAGUAAUACGAGACUCGUAUCUCCCAAACAGAACUGGGUCGUCUGUUACAAAUGCUUAAAUAAUAAUUGUCUAGAGAUUGCAGCUUUAAUACUGCGGAACCUGAUAUAAACCACUUAUCUUUAUAAUUAUCCGUUCCCAGUACAAGCCAAAACGCAUGUAUUUAGCUACGCUGUUCUAGCUGUGUACAGUUUUCUAGAACACCAUCACCUAACAGCUGACAGCCAGAACACUCUAGCUCACAAACACUGACUGUGGCUGGACGUAAACUGCGCGAGAAGAUUAUAAUGGAGGCGGCUGUGCCAAAACAAACGAUACGCUGAUGCGAUGUGCUGGCUCUUAGUAUAAACACACUCCAGAUGGCUUGGAGUUCUGGCUUACAAAGAACGAGAACAUUUCCAGAGUUCACUUACUAGUAGUUGUAUGGGAAGAAAUAGGCAUACACGAUUCAGAAAACCGAACAGGGACUAAACAUGGAGAAACCUAUUAAAAUAGAAAAUCUAGUGAUUAGUGAUGUCCGAUCAUAUAUCGAAGAUGAAAGUCUUCUUGAGGCUUUUCCCACUGUAUCUAUUAAAAUUGAAAACGCACCCAUCAGUUUAUCAUCUCAAUGUUUUACUGACGAACGAGAUAUCAGCAUACACAUGUCACAGGAGGCAGUGCAGACAAAUGCAGACAAAGAUCCAUUACAUGUAUGCGAAAGUAAAAUAUUACCACAACCAGAAGAAACAAACUCAUCCAAUGAGGCUACCUUUCAGUCUGAAGUAAGUGAAGACUUUAAAAAUGUGCUCCCAGAAAAUAUAAAUGCACCAACUGAUACACCAGCAAGAGAGUCAAGACAAAGAGAGACACGUAUAUCCAUAGAAAUGCCAAGAUCGACUGAAGAAGGAAGUAAGGAAAGUGACAGCGACUUUGACAGCUCAGAUAACGAACCUUUGGCAGCUUUAGGAAAUCAUUCUAACCCAUCUGAAUCGAGUUGCCAUUUAUCAUCAGGAGAGGAAUAUCUCCCUAGUGAGGAAGAAUCCAAUUCUUUAAGCUCGGAGAGCGAUUCUGGACCAAAAUCUGCCUUGCCAAAGGUGAAACUGAAAAAGAAGCAGGUUAGAGCUAGACCACAAAGCAAACCAAAAUUAAAUAAAAAUGGGCAGCAGAAGCUAUCUGCAGCCAUGGGCGAACGCCGCCAAGUUCAAAACUAUGUCCAAAUAAUGCACGAAAUGCAUACAAAGAGACUAUUGCAGCUAGUCGAGUGCAAUGGUUACCAGAUGCGCGCGGUUCCUGCUGAUGGCAACUCUUUCUUUGAGGCAUGUUCAAUCAGUAUGUCUGCGGCUGUGAACUCCACUGAACUGAGAAAACUGUUGUGUGAUUAUUUAGAAGAAAACAUGAUUGAAUACGUUGACUUCCUCCUGGUACCAGAAAAUGCAGAACUAGAAAAAGAUUACCGACUGGAAGUAAAGAAACUUCGCCAAGAUGGAUACUUUUCUAACAGCGUAGCCGAAUUCCUACCUCUUGCAAUAGCAAACUGGUCUGGUCAGUGUGUUCGGAUCUUAUGCAGCAAAGCAACAACCCCACUCAUCGAUGUGAAGCCUACAUUGCGACCCCCCGUUGUCGACACACCCAUUGUUCUGGCUCAUACAUCAAUAAGAGGAUUACCAGACCAUUAUGAUGCAUGUAAGCCACUAAAGAGUUCCACCACACAUACACAUCAUAUUCAAGGAGCGACAGUGCUUACAGAAAAAAACCGAACAGAACUUACCCCAAAUUCAAUCGAUGCUAAAGAAGAUGUGAAUUCAAAUACAACGUCAUCGAGUACAGCUCUAUCAGAUUCUGUUCGCCAGGAUGUUUCAUUUACAAAUGGUACAACUGUUACUGCUGAUGUUCCAAGUGCCAGUGUUGAUGUUUCGGCCACCACUCCCGUUAAACCAUCCAAACGACCUUCAAUUACAUCAUCCAAAAAGUCUGCAGCCUACAAUACUUCGCCAAAGAAAAAACUGCCCCAAAAGAGAACCGCUGCCCCUGAAACAUGGCUAAAGAACAAAAGAAAGCGACUGAAGCUCAGUGGGGCGGAAUAUGUCAACCAGGAGGGGAAGACCAUGCGCGCUAAAUCAGUUCAAAAAGUAGACUGUACUAAGUGUAGGUACAGAUGCUCUGAACACUUUUCAGAAGAGAUUAGACAACGUAUUUGUCAAGCGUUUUGGAAAUUAUGCUCUUACAAGAAACAGAAAGAUUUUAUUUGUUCGAACACAGAAGAAACGAAAACUCGAACAUAUUUGGAUGAAGAGAAAAAGGCGAUAAACAAAACGCGUCAAGUGCAUCGAACCUAUUCAUUUGAACACGAAGGAGAAAGACAUAAAGUCUGCAAGACGUUUUUCAGACAAACACUGGACCUUGGCGAAGCUUACAUAAACCAUGCAAUGAAAUACAGUAACAAAGGAGUAUUUUAUGGCAGCGAGAAGCGAGGAAAACACAAGCCACAUAACAAGACAACCAGUGACCAACUCAGCAAGGUCAGAAAACAUAUAGGCUCGUUUACAAGGUUGGAUGCACAUAACACUCGUCGAAACACCAAGAAACCGUUUUCAGGACACUUAAACACCAAGGAAAUGUAUAAUUUGUAUGAAAAGAAGUGUAAGUCAGAUGGCAUUAAACCUGUGUCAGUCUCCCUCUAUAGGAAAAUUUUCAAAGACGAAUUCGAACAUUUAAUUCCACGUUCCAUACCGACAUCAGUGCCCUCAUUGCCAAGGAUACAACUGAGAAAAAGAUCCCGUAACGCUCGAUGAAGAUUUAAAUCGUUAAUGCAUCAUCCACCCAUCAAGAAAGGUUUAAAAACUCAAGAAGCAAAAACAAUGGACAAAACGCUUCCUUGUUUCAGGCUUUCCGCUACCUGAUGCUGUUGAGGAUGACACGGACACUGACGACGAAUAACAAUGACCAGGAAGAAGUGUUGGACAUGUUUACUGGAUCUGCUUGACAUCGUUGUUGUAGUCACAAUAGCAUUUUAUGAAUAUUGAUGUUCAAAUUCCAUGAAGCAUUGCUGAAAUAUUUAAAAGUUGUACUUUUCAAUGUUGGAGUAAGAAUAUACAGUAUAUUUUUAAUGGAUGUUGGUGUUUUAAUUCCAGGAAGCAUUGCUGAAAUAUUUAAAAGUUGUACUUUUCAAUGUUGGAGUGACAAUAUACAGUAUAUUUUUAAUGAAUGUUGGUGUUUUAAUUCCAGGAAGCAUUGCUGAAAUAUUUAGAAAAUAUACUUUUCAUAGUUGGAGUGACAAUAAUGUUUUAAAUGAAUGUUGGUGUUUUAAUUCCAGGAAGCAUUGCUGAAAUAUUUAGAAGAUGUACUUUUCAUAAUAGUAGUGACAAUAGCAUUUUAUGAUUGUUGAUGUUCUAAUUCCAGGAAGCAUUGCUGAAAUAUUUAGAAGAUGUACUUUUCAUAAUAGUAGUGACAAUAGCAUUUUAUGAUUGUUGAUGUUCUAAUUCCAGGAAGCAUUGCUGAAAUAUUUAGAUGUACUUUUCAUUCUUUAGUGACCAUUUAAAUUGUUAGUUUUAUAGCAUUUUAUGUAUGUUGAUUUUCUUUUCUGAGGAGAACUUUAAAUGCUUGUUAAGUACGUGUCAUUCCAACAUAAAGCGACCGGUACUAAAGGUUAUGUAAAUAAUGUACUUGUAUGGAUGUCAUUAUAUGGUUGCAUUAGACACACAUUCCAUUUAAUCACAUACCAGCUUAAUGCUGAUAAGGAAUGCAAGACACUGUAUGUAGAUGUAUUUUACGCCUGGUCUCCUUGUACUUCAUAGCAUCUACUAUCAUCAUUAUCAUAUCAAUGUCUUGACUGAAAAUUUAAAAACAUCGAUUAUCAUAACAUAAAACUAAACCUGAAA
Molecule: messenger RNA, 3877 nt
Organism: Gigantopelta aegis
Lineage: Eukaryota; Metazoa; Mollusca; Gastropoda; Neomphalida; Peltospiridae
Exons: 2
Coding region: 494-2791 (765 amino acids)
Source: RefSeq, a predicted model, not a curated record